AUGCAGGUGCGAGUUGAGAUCCUCAGCGGCUCUAUUGUUGGUGAAGAUUCUGAUAGUACUCGUAGUCGACAAGACCGGAUGGUCUUCGCAACGAACCUCCCAUUUGGGGUCACUCGAGAGAAUUUAGCGCACGCCCUGGGCAAUAUUGGCCGCAUUGUUGACGUGGAGAUAUUCAACGGCAGGGCCUCGAGCGCGGAUUCGAUUUCUGAUAGUUCGCAAAGUUUUGCGGCUCACGAGUCGCGUAUAACAGCAUUGAUCGAAUUUGAAACGGAAAAGUCGGCGAGGAUGUGCCGGUCGAAUGUGGCUCGGCUCUUUGGUAUUGUUUGUACGAGUGCUGAUGAUGUUUCUAACAGAGUCAUGCGCCUCGAGCCUGCGAUAUUCAAACGAACACUUAUGAUCACAAGAGUUGCCUGGCAAUAUAUGCUCUCUGAAGUAUUAGAGAGUAUUGGGUCCAUCAUAACUGCUGACACCAACGCACGUCUUGAGAUGAGGGUUCGCAAUGCGCCGAUAUUCGAGAUCCCCAACGCCGACCUUUCCAAGACGUCCACUCCCUUGAGGAGCCUGCGUGUCACUUCUGAGUCGGCGAGAACUGUAGAAGUCAGUCAGGACCCUCCAGUUAGCGUUGAUGAAGUUUUAAAGCUCAAGGUCUUGAGAGACGCUGAGGCCCUGGGGGGCUCGGGUGGACAUGAGGGUGAGACUACUGUUGAUGUUCUGAGUGAUACCAGAUGGUUCGUACAAGAACAGCUCAACGGUGGUAUCAUUUGCCUGAG
Perkinsus marinus ATCC 50983 is the source of this 770-nucleotide messenger RNA. RefSeq lists its product as hypothetical. The annotation marks the transcript as partial. Lineage: Eukaryota; Perkinsozoa; Perkinsida; Perkinsidae. Gene Ontology annotation, molecular function: RNA binding. The record is from RefSeq and is a predicted model, not a curated record. The transcript is spliced from 6 exons.